Messenger RNA from Cannabis sativa, 2378 nucleotides. RefSeq lists its product as uncharacterized. The transcript has a single exon. The record is from RefSeq and is a predicted model, not a curated record. Lineage: Eukaryota; Viridiplantae; Streptophyta; Magnoliopsida; Rosales; Cannabaceae. Bases 185 to 2053 code for a protein of 622 amino acids.
GUACAUUUUCGUCCAAAAAUAAAAAAUAAAAAAUUUCACACACUUGAGUUGAGUUCAUCCUCUUCCUCCGUUUUCUCUCUAACCCCUUCUGUCAAACCCAUUUUUUCUCGAGAAAGAGACAGAACCCAUUUUCUCGAGAAAAUUAGAAAUAAUUUCAAUUAAUUAAAUUCAAACUUGUCCGAAAAUGGAGAGAACCGCAGAGGCCAAGCGGUGGCUAAGCACGGCGGAGAAACUUUUAGCGGCAAGAGAUCAUCUCGGAGCCAAGAGCUUCGCGAUCCGAGUCCGUGAGGUCUACCCUGGUCUUGAGACUGUCGACGACCUAGUUGCCGUCGCCGAUACUCUCCACGCUGCUGAGCAGCGGAUCAACAACCAGUAUGACUGGUACGCUAUCCUUCAGCUACCGAGGUACACUCAAAAUAUGGAACUCGUUGCGACUCAGUACCGCCGACUCGCUCUGCUCCUUAAUCCUCAUCGAAAUCGCUUACCUCACUCUGAUGAGGCUUUUCAGCUUGUUACUGAGGCCUGGGCUGUCUUAUCGAACCAGACGAGGAGGAAUUUCUUCCAUAGCGAGUUGAAUAUGUUUGCUAGGUACGAUUUCGGUGCCCCGGCUGGGCCUGGGUCAGGUUCGGGUCAGUUGUUUGAAAGGCAAUUCUUUCAGAGUCAUCAACAGCCGCAACCACCGCCACCUCCACCACCUCAGCAGCAACCACCGCCACCGCAACCACCACAGCCGUUGCAGCCGAAACCACAACAGCAUUCGCAAUCGCAAUCGCACUCGCUUCCUCAAUGGCAAUUUCAUCCUCCUCAACCUAAAUUUCAAACUCAAGCUCAGCCACAAGUACAAACUCAAUCAAGGGAGCAAACACCGCCUCAACCUCAAUCGAGAGAGCAACUGCUACCCCAACCCCAAUUCCAACCCCAACAGCAGCAACAUCAUCAAAUGAAGGAGCAACCACAGCCGCAGCCACAACCACAGCUACAGCAAUCUCAAUCGAAGGAGCACACACAACCACAAUCACAACCACUACCACAACAACAACCACAACCAGCAAGAAAAAACCUUGGAACAAUAGAUGGGAGAGUCGAGGAGAACGAGGAAGAAGAGGAGAGGCCAAAUCUCAACAAUGUGGCUGAGUCAACUCGUGCAUCUCUGCCGACUGAAACGAUUGAGGAAGCCGAGUACGAGGGUGAGAGCUUCUGGACUGCAUGCCCUUACUGCUAUGUCCUCUAUGAGUAUCCGAAGGGGUACGAAGAGUGUGUUCUACGUUGUCAGAACUGCAAGAGGGCUUUCCACGCGGCGGUGAUACCUUCCCCGCCGGUGAGAGGGAAAGAAGAUACUUACUUCUGUUGUUGGGGUUUUUUCCCUCUUGGGUUUUCAGGGAACGCCAAAGAUGUGAGUGGCUCUUCUGGUUGGACCCCAUUUUCGCCUAUGUUCUCUUGCCCCAUUCAAACCCCGGGAAAUAGAAGUGAUGAUGGGAAAGGAAAGAGACCCCGUGGUGGUUCCCCUAGGUUCAUUUAUAGAGACGAUGACAUUUUCGUAGAGCUUUCUGAUGACAGUGAUGAAUCCGACGAUGCUGACUGGCGGAAUACUAGGAGACUUAAGAGGACAAGAACUUCUACUAGGAGUAGAAAUACUCCUACCAAAAAUGCCAAGACAACAUCGACUACUACUAAUACAACGAGGGUAACAAGAGCCAGUCAGAAUGUAGGUGCUCGGGAUAAUGGUAGUAGUGCUAAUGGUGAGAAUGUAAAUGGUGCAAUUGGGUCCUCUAAAGGGCCACAAUCAAGAGGGGAGUUGAGGAAGACCAAGGCGGUGGCUAGUGGUGGGAAGAAGAAGGGGGCAGUGGAACGGAGUAAAUUGGAUUUGAAUGUGGAGUUUAGCAAUGAUGUGGAGGAGUCUGCUACAACUGGGGUGAAGAACAAGGGUAGAGAAGCAGGACAUGGGGAAGAGGAUAAUAUUGAAGGGAAUGGGUUUUUUGAGGGUCUUGAUGAGUUUCUUAGUAGCUUACCAAUCUUAAAUGUCGUAGGGGAUGACAAGGUUAAGGCUGCUUAGUAAAGUAAGACAAGACUCCUUUUCUUUUGUCAAUGCACCUGGAGGCUGGAGCUGUUAUAAUUGCUUGUAUGUUGUUUUGCUACAUUCCCCACUCCUUUUAGAUGCCUGAAAUGCGGAAAGGUGUAGAGCCUCUUUUGUAUUAUUUUCUAAUGGUUCUCACUUGGUUAAUUUUCAUAUAAAUUGGCAGCAUUGUUGUAUUUUGUAGCUUUUUAGAGGACAUCUUUUGUACUAGGUUGGUUAAGAUGUUCAAGAAGGCAUCUGUCUUUGAUUCAUGGAAGUCUCAAGUUAAGUAGACUAUAUUAUCAUGGAAGCUUGUCUUGUGAAA